GGCAACUUUUCCCUCAGUUUGUUCUCAGCGUCCAUCGCGGAGCCACGUCGCUCCGCCGCGGAACUUUACGAAACCGGUUAUUAUUUGAAAGUGCUAGGUGUGGCCUACCAGUGUUUUAUAGUGUGUGUUGGAUUUACCAUUAUCACAGAGUGCGCGCAGUGAGUGAGCAGGACAACGGAACCGGUCGAAGGAUACGUUUUUUUUUUAAAUUGGUCUAGUUAUGCUGUGUUGAGUGUGAGUUUAAAAAGUUAAAGUUCCAAGAUGGCUGCUUUUCCCGCGUUACUGUUGUUGUUCGUCGCCGUCGUUUCAGGCCAAAUCCAAAUAACGCCUCGCGAAGCAGUCCGGCAAGUCGGAGAGAGCCUCGACGUGUUGUGCAAAGUCAACUACCCCAUCUCGUUCUGUCGAGUGGAGAUCGGGAGAGAGUCCUAUACGAUCCCCAGCAACUCCCCCGCCCCUGGAGACCCCACUUACUAUGGCAGAGGCCUACAGGAGGGUGAAUGCGGUGCCCACAUCACGAAUAUAAAAGAGGCGUGGAACGGAGACGUGUACUGUUCGGUACCGCAACAGAUCGGCAGCCGGGAGAUCAAACAAUCUAUGAAGCUUAUAGUUGCACGACCCCCUGGCAACCCCGAGUUAAUAGUGUCGCCGCCACAGAACGAGCUGAAAGAGGGAGAGACCAUCCGGGCGAUAUGCAGGGUGCCGCGCGGCCGCCCCGCUGCCAACAUCACCUGGCAUUUAGGUGACGAAGAAAUCCUGAACGGCCUGAAGCCCCCCGUCGUAUCCAACUCCUCGGAGCCGGGGCUGGAGGACGUGACCCAGGAGCUGAACAAGGUGCUGACGGCUGAUGACGACAGGAAACAGCUGGCGUGCCGCGUGUCGCAUCUCGGACUCAACAGGCCUCUGGAGGCCCGCAGGCAGCUCGAUGUGCAGUACCCUCCUCGCCGCGCCGACGGCAACAGCGACGAGCAGAUCACCAUCUUCGGCCUCAAGAUCCAAGAGGACGGUCGCCUCAACGUCACCGUCCGGUCCAACCCGGAACCCACGGUGGAGUGGAAGGUGUCCGACGUUACGCUGGUGCCGGGACACCCCAACAGCCACCCCAAUGAGAACAGCGUGUGGACUGCCCUCCAUCCAUUGCGAUUGCCUCAAGACGAGGUGCACGGCAGCGGCUACUACAACGUCACCCUCGUCCUGUCUCCCGUCACCAGCGAGGACGUGGAACGGAACUACUUCCUGGCACUCUCGAACAAGCAUGGGGAAAAGCGGCUCAUGGUCAAGCUGAGCACCCUGGAGCAACCUGCUGGGAUGGAGCUGGAAGCCGGAGCGAUAGUCGGCAUCGUGGUCGGGGUCCUCAUCCUUCUGCUGGCCGUCUUCCUCGUGGUGUUCGCCAAGGCCACCGACAGAUGGUGCUUCGCAGGAGGCAGAGGACGCGAUCACACCAAGAACUCUGGAGAAUCGACGCCGGCGGGCGAUGUGCUUAUUGAGGGGUUCCCGCUGCCUUCUAGAACUAGCGACACGGAGAGCGCGGUCGGCAGCGGGCGGCCAUCGCGGCUAGCUAACCUGGGGGCGCGCGUUCGGUCAGUGCUGCCGAGGGGGAAGGAUAAAGUGCAGGCUACGGAGCCACAGGCUGAUAAGCCCUUAGCGGAAGAGAAAAAAGGCGUAGUCUACGCCGAGCUCGCUCUCGGCGAGCAGACCUCGGACAAGCCGCAACCGCCGUCCGCCGAGUACGCCGAGAUCGUGUACACCGAGCAGCCCACAGACACCAAGGAAACCAAGGAAUAA
Molecule: messenger RNA, 1782 nt
Organism: Cydia amplana
Lineage: Eukaryota; Metazoa; Arthropoda; Insecta; Lepidoptera; Tortricidae
Gene: Fas3
Product: fasciclin-3
Exons: 14
Coding region: 262-1782 (506 amino acids)
Biological process (GO): cell-cell adhesion
Cellular component (GO): plasma membrane; cell-cell junction
Molecular function (GO): cell adhesion molecule binding
Source: RefSeq, a predicted model, not a curated record